CCCCUCGCCUUGUAAGGACACCAGUUACUGGAUUAGAGCCCACCCUAGUGACCUCAGCUUGGCUCAGCCCCGUCCGCAGAGACCCGUGUCCAGCUGAGCUCAGGCUCGCAGGGAGCUGCGAGCAGGACGGAACCUGGGGACACAGUUCAGUCCACAGCAGGACGGAGAUGCCGUUCUCGAGGCCCUCGGGGUCCCAGAACGUGAUCCUGACGUACAGCUGGCCUAGAUAUGACGUGUGUCCGAGGGGGAGAGACGCCCUGCAGUCUGAAUUGGAGACCACUCAGAAGCUCCUGGAAGAUCUCAGCAUGGGCAAUUCAGAAGAAAACGUGCAGGUGCUGGACCUACUGGGCGAACUCAAGGACGUGGCCGUGAAAAAGGACCUUGAGCUCCGAAGGAGCUUCGCCCAGGUGCUGGAACUCUCCGCCGAGGCGAGCAAAGAGGCCGCCUUGAUAAACCAGGGCGUCUGGGAAGAGGCCCAGGGCCUGGCGACCCCCAGCCAGUGGUACUUCAGCGAGGACAGCACCUGCGAGGAGUCCCAGGGAGCAACUAAGAGCGCAGCCCUGCCAGAGGACAGCGCGCCGCGCGCCCCGUGAGUCCACGCUCACGCCGCGCUCACCAGCCCGAGCGGAGACCUUCCUCCAGGCAGACGAGAAGAAAGCCUGCUGUGCCUCUGUGCCAGCGGGGUCUGCAGUGACGCGUCGGUGACAUUCAGGACACUCGAGCACUUGAUACACUAC
This is a messenger RNA of Microcebus murinus (gray mouse lemur), 737 nucleotides long. NCBI's taxonomy places the organism in Eukaryota, Metazoa, Chordata, Mammalia, Primates, Cheirogaleidae. The record is from RefSeq and is a predicted model, not a curated record.